This is a messenger RNA of Orbicella faveolata, 4379 nucleotides long. RefSeq names its product transmembrane channel-like protein 7. The record is from RefSeq and is a predicted model, not a curated record. Gene Ontology annotation, cellular component: plasma membrane. Lineage: Eukaryota; Metazoa; Cnidaria; Anthozoa; Scleractinia; Merulinidae. Gene Ontology annotation, molecular function: mechanosensitive monoatomic ion channel activity.
GUACUGCUCAUCACGUUUCAGGAAGUUCGAGUAAUGAGCGCGUAAUGUUUAUGAUUUUGCCACCAUUUUGGCAAGAUAACUUUAGAUUCAGCAAUGUUACGAGUACUACAUGAACUUUAGUGUUCUUACUCUUUGGAUAUGAACGGUCGAGUAUCACCAGGUCGCAAUAUGUCGCAGUCUGUGGAACUGCAUAACAUCGCCCCCGAUGCACCGACCGAGUUUCUGUAUGGCGAUUUGGAGGACGAUUCUGCGACCGCCAGGUCAAUCAGCAGAGGGUUUCGAGAGCUUCCGAGCCGCAGCGCUCAGAGAUCCAUGCACAACACAAGCACCAGGAGAAGAAGCUCUGCAAGGAGAGGCUCAAUGAGACCAACACAUGAUGUAGAGGUUAUAAAUGUCGAGGAUUUCACAGAUGAAGUUGAAGAUGAUCUGGCAAGCCCGAAAGAGCUUACACAACCCAUGUCGGCAAAAAGGCGAUACAAGAGAUCAAUUAGAAAUAUUCAGAGGCAGAAACAUAUCUCCAGGUGGACAGCUUUCAAGUUAAGGAUUGCUAUGUACUGGAAGCUAACCACAUCAUCAAUAUCUGAAUGGAGUCAAGAUCUUGAGCUGUGGAAAGGACAUUUAAAAGAAGUGGAAGGUCAUUUUGGAAAUGGAGUGUUAUCAUUCUUUAUUUUCCUAAAGUGGUUACUCUUUUUGAAUGUGGUGAUCUUUACCCUGGAGUUUGCAUUGAUUUCGUUGCCGUCAAUUAUCAUCGAGGCAAACAUCACCUCGCAAGCCAACACAAACUCCUGCAAUUUUGAUGAAUUUCGAAUUGAGUCAAGAUCUACUGCAGACCAAGUUAUAGACUUUGUCACAGGGCAGGGCUGGAUUAAUACAACCCUCAUGUUUUAUGCUGGAUACCCUGCCACUCCAUUAAUAUCAGAAGAAGAUGUGAAAUAUGACCUUCCAUUAGCUUACCUUCUUGUUGGGGGCUCGUAUUUCUUUUGUAGUCUUCUUCUCAUGGUCAGCAAUUUAGCAAAGAAUUUCCAACAAAGUUACAUCGAAAGUGGUGGAACAUCUGCAUCCUUUUGCAACAAGGUGUUUGCCUCAUGGGAUUACUGCAUAUGUGAUGAAAACACAGCCAAAGUUAGAAGUCAGAAUAUUGUACAAACUGUCAAGGCAGAAUUGGCUGAAGAGGAGCGACUGCUUAGAGUGCAAAAUCGAACAACAGGCCAAAAAUGUCGGCUUUACACUGUGCGAGGUUUAAUCACUCUGCUGGUGACAGGACUACUGGGAGCAGGCGUGUAUGCUAUCGUUGUUACUGUUGAACUUUCUACAGACCCUAAAUAUCAGACGCAAGCAGCUGAAAUAAGUAGCUUUCUGAAGACAGUGUUAAGUUUCUCACCAUCACUGACAAUCACCUUCCUGAACUUUAUUUUGCCAUUGCUUUUCAAUGUGUUAUCUAACUUUGAAGACUGGAGUCCACGGUUUGAUGUGAAUAUUAACUUGUUUAGGACUGUCCUGUUAAGGCUGGCGUCAAUAGCUGUACUGAUGAUAACACUCUAUGUAGAGGUGGAAAGCAGAUGUGAUGAUAACCCAACCACGUGUUGUCAACAGAAUUGGGAAAACCAGAUUGCUUCACAGAUGUACAUGCUGAUUUGGAUUGACUUUUUUCUGCACAUCGUAGUGUCACUUGUGGGUACUACUAUUUGGAAACUGUUGUACAAACACACUUCCUGUUUCAAGAGAUUUGGCUUGCCUGAAUUUGACAUCCCUAAACAGGUUCUACAGCUGGUGUAUGGGGAAUGCCUGAUAUGGAUUGGAACCUUCUUUAGCCCCCUCAUGCCAGCAAUGGGCGUUGUUAAGCUUUUUUUGGUGUUCUACAUCGAAAAGGUUGCCCUGAUGUACAACAACAAGCCUUCGGACAAGGUUUACCAGGGAACUCGUUCAAAUUACCUCUUCACUGUGUUGCUUUUGAUCUCCUUCCUCAUGUGUCUUGUUGCAGUUGGGUGGGGUGUCACAAGGGUGAGGCCAUCUUGCCAAGGACCAUUUAGCAAUUUAAAUUGCGAUGCAGAUAAGAGGAUCUUUGGUGUUCUCAGUGAUGAGAUUGAUUCAUGGCCUUCAUGGAUCCAAGAAAUCAUAAACUACAUAAGUACUGCAGCAUUCAUUUUUCCUAUUCUGAUGGUGAUCUGCUUGAUGUUGUACUACUUCAGAUCCAUGACAAAGUCUCAUUUGCAUAUGAUUGAGAUGCUUAAGGACCAGCUGGUGCUGGAGGGUAGGGACAAGAGAUUCUUAAUGGAAAAACUUGUGCAAGAUGCAAAGAACACUGGAGAUGAUGAUUCCUCCUCAGGACAGACACAGCAUACUUCACUCCAACCACCCAGCAACUUACAGUUCUAACUUACAUAAUUAUCAAUUUCUUCAGGCUUAAGUGUAUUUGACAGAUAUUUUUAUAUUUCAUCAUCUUGUCCUCUUUGUCCCAUGGGGUCAUACUGGGCAUCCACAUGAGUUGCCUUCUUUUCUGUUGGUCUUGAGCCGCUCUUUUAGCCUGGCACAAACUCAUGUUGAUCCCCAUCAGGUCUUUCUGGAUGUUUUUACGCCACAUGAUUCUCAGUCUGCCACGUUUCUGUGUGCCUUGUGGGUUCAUUUGCUUGGAAAAACAAGAACAUUGAUAUCUUUGGUAAAUGUUUAUAAUUUUGAAACAAUUUUGAAUAUUAUGCUUGAUUGCCUUAUUCCUAGUAUAUUUCACUUGUCUCUAUUUGUUUGGUUCAAACAAUAUGUUGAGUUACCUUCUUGUUUUGAUGUCACAGCCUGACUAUAGUCCAAGGUCCUAACCCCCUGCAAUUUCUGACCCAACAAACAUUACGAUAUCCAUUUUUUUUCUUUUUGAUUUCCAUAUCAUGAUCUUGUGUACAUUCCAUAAAGCAAAUUGAUAAGAAAAUAUCUGUCAUAUACACUUAUUAUUGAUAAAUGAUUAGCUAUUAAGUACCUGAACAAAUUUAUUUAGAAGUGCUGUAUUUAGCAACUUCACGAUUUAUGGAGAUGCAUUCAGUACAUAUUUUAUCAGAUUAUAACACCUGCAUGUUGUAGUUUAUUACCAUCAUUUGCAGUAGACUUGAAUCACUUUCCUUGUAGCUCAUAAUUCAAAGAAGCCAAAUUCAUAACACUGGCAAUUAAACGAUGGUCAUAUUAUUUUGGCUAGAGUGAUUACUUUGGUUUUUGUCUUACGACACUCAAUUGAAAACUGCUUCAAUAGGAACUUUACAGCAACACAUUGCAUAAGCUGUGGCAGCAUGACCAUGAGCAGAGAGAAGUCUGAAAGUUUAAUUGAUUAUGGAUGGGUAUCCUAAUUACUUACAAAUACUGUUGAAUCAACAACAUAUACCAUACAUAUUCAUAAACAGAUUUACAUUUCUGAAGUUGGUUUGUUUGGUUGGACUUAAAGACUAACUUAAUUUUUAUGCCAUUGUGACAGAAGACAUUUUAGAAUAAUAUUAUUACCUAGAAUAAUGUUGUUUAUUUUUUCCUUAAUGUACUUUUGCCAACUUAUUGAAGGUAGUUUCUUGUGUGAAGACAUUUUUCAAGAUCAGUAUUUUUGUACUGCAACUUUAUUCAACUAUACAAUUACAGUGGCAAUUUAUGUAAUAAUAUUAUAGUGCCAGUGGUUGUUGAUUGUAAUAUAGUGCCAGAAGUGUAAAUAAUUACUUCCAGUUUGGGCCACUUUGAGCAGAUGUUGCAGGAAUUUGUCACUUGAGGUAACUUUUUAAUAUUUUGGAUUGUAGAGCAGGCUGUGGCCAAGACGUAUUUAAUAAUAUUAUUAUUUCACUGUGCAUUUUAAUAACAUGUGCACUCAGAAGUUCAAAAUGUAACAGUAGAAUGGUAGCAAAAAACAAGAUUGUUAAAUUGAGUUUUAAACUUUUGGGUCCACAUGCUGUUGAAAGGUGCAACAUUUAAGGGGGUUUGGAUACUUUAUGUUAAAAAUUUGUUUUUUGUGUUCUCUGACAUUUGAUAGGUGUCCAGAAACAUGCUGUUCAUGUAUGCAAUUAAUUGAAAUUUAAGUAACAGUCAAGGUACACCAAACAUUGGUAUUGAGAAAAUCUUUGUGGGCUGGACAGAGGACUACUUCUGUUAUUUUACAAGCUCAGGGCAAUAUUUUUGUCACAGUGACAUAUGCUUUCAGAGCAAAAUGGUUGUGAUAACAGUUUGUUUUAGUUUCACCAGAAAAAAAGCAGUGCUUUAGUUUAGGAUUAUUUGAGGAGUGCUCCUUAAUUGCACCCAUAAGUUAUGAAUUUUGAAUUUAUAGUCCAGUGGUUGUGCUGUGCACAGAAUAACCUGUACAUGGAACUUAUUUAAAACAAGCUGCAGGGAGCAGCUUUUAAUAAAAGGAGGUCUUUUAUUCUGUA